This is a messenger RNA of Gregarina niphandrodes, 552 nucleotides long. RefSeq lists its product as hypothetical. Lineage: Eukaryota; Apicomplexa; Conoidasida; Eugregarinorida; Gregarinidae. The transcript has a single exon. The record is from RefSeq and is a predicted model, not a curated record. The annotation marks the transcript as partial.
AUGACGAGAUUGGCUGCUCUAGUUGUGAUCGCUUCUGCGGACUUCAUGGAUGGCACGUGUGUGUCUGGUGUUGAUCCAAUGGGUUUGGAGCAGUCUUGUUUGGGUCGUUGCCACAUUUACUACGAUGGAGAUUACGGUGCUUGCAACCAUAAAGUGGAGACUUGGGAGAUGGAUGGUCCUUGCGGUGAUUCCGUAGAGCGUCCUUGCCUCUCGACGUUCAAUGGGGGAUGGGAAGUGAACAAAGAGAACUGCGGCAACUGCUACAAGGUGGACAUGAAAUACGACGACGGCACAGUCAAGACCACGUACUUGAGAACGCUUGACACCAAUGGUUCCGAAACCAAGUUCGAGAUGGGCCAGGCCGCCUGGCUUAACUUGUGUCCUUACGUAUGUGCGGGGACUGGAGUGUGUGCUUACACUCCCGAUCAGUGUGAAUACGGAAUCAUCGAAGGUGACAAGACAAUCAGUUGCGCAGUUCAGAACGCUCCGAUAACGUUCAAGAGAGUGGAUUGUGGCGGUGGCAGCCCUCAGGAGACAACUACCCCAGUUCCA